GGACGAAAAAACUGGGAGGGCGAAGGGAGCUAGAUCUGAUGGGGUUUCUGCCCAAUACCACCAUCCCUUUCCGAAACCGCCUUCUCACUGCCCUAAAACCGCUCGCAAAGCCCCAUCAAAACCGCUCCUCACUCAUCGCCACGCUCCCUGCCGAAACCGGCUGCCGGUUUUGACGGUCCCGUCGGGAUCCGUGGAAAAAAUUUCUUUUCCCAUCGCCACCUUCUCCGGUGGGAAAAAAAUUUCUGGGGGGUUUCCCCCGAUUUUUUCCUUCCCUUCCGGAGUCCGGGAACUCCUCGUUUCUUCCGUUUAGGGUUUUGCUUUAUCCCUCUGUUCUUGCUUCUUUCUUCUUUGUUUGUUCGUUAAUCCUUUUGAUCCUUUUACCUUGGGUGUUUGUUUUGUUUGGGAGAAAGAGGGGGGGAAAGGGAGGGUGUAGGCCGUGUUUAUGCAGCAGGGCUCCCAGCAGGGCGGCGGCGGCGCCGCUCCUCACGGUCGGAAUCCGCCGCCCUGUCGCUCGUCAUCGGCAUCUCCAUCGCCUUCGUCGUCGUCGUCAGCAGUCUCUGCCCCACAUCUCGGGUUUGACUCGCUUCAGCAUCCACAGUUCCAGCAGCGGCAGCCUUUGCAACAGGCACAUCUCAGAAAGCCUGAAGGAGAUGACUCUCUCAUAGCUUAUCAGACAGGAAGUAACCAUGGCAUUUUGGGGGGUAGCAGCUUUCCUUCAUCUAGCAUGAUGCCUUUUCCUCAACAAUCUAGGAAGUUCAUUGAUAUAUCUCAACAGCAAAAUCUUUCCCAGGUUCGGGAAGAAAAUCAGGUUAAAGUUCAGAGCUUAGAAGAGCAGGUGCAAAGUCCGGCUCAUCAAGCUUAUCUCCAAUAUGCUUUCCAGAAUUGUCAACAGAAAACUACAGGAAAUAUGCAGGUGCAACAACAGAUGAAAGGUGGGAUGAUUGGCCCGUCCUCUAAGGAUCAGGAAGCACACAUAAACAAUAUGAAAAUGCAGGAGCUAAUUUCCAUUCAGGCUGCCAAUCAGAUGCAAGGAUCCAUGUUUAAAAAGUCUAACGAGCAUGUUGUUAAUACUGAUAGGAAGUUGGAUCAAGGACAGGUUAGUGGUGAUCAGCGGGGUGAUAUGAAAGCCCCACAAGCUGUCAUAGGACAAUUAACAGCAGGAAAUAUGAUGAGGCCUGUGCAGGCAUCACAGGCUCAACCAAGUAUGCAGAAUAUGGCAAAUAACCAGUUGGCGAUCCUUCAGUUACAAGCUGUUCAGGCUUGGGCGAUGGAGCAUAAUGUUGACCUCUCCCUUCCAUCGAAUGCCAACCUUGUUGCACAACUUUUACCCAUUUGGCAGUCAAAGAUUGCUGCAAUUCAGAAAGCAAAUGAAGGCAAUACCGGAUCACCACAGCCACGUUUGCCCACAAAUAAGCUGCAAGGGUUGCCUUCUCCCCCUGUCAAUGAUCGUCCAAGCAUGGGAAAUGAAAACUCUGUUCAUGGGAGCUCUGUUACGGAAGCGUCUGUUCAAGCUGGGCCUGCAAAAGCUCAGCCGACAUUUCCUGGAGGUUCUUUUCCAACUUCUGGUACUUCCAAAGUUGUGAACAGCACCAAUGCUCAAAUGCUUCAGACUACAUCCCAGAGCAGAGAGAAUCAUGUUGAAAAGGCUGGUAGACAUGCAGUUGGGAAUGGCGUGCCAAUCAUGCAGUUGACACAGACAUCAGCACCUACAAGCCAAAGCAUGAGUCAAUCCAUUCCUGAAAUGCAAAUGCAAAACUUAAGGCAGUUGCAACAAUUGAAUCGCUACCCUUUGCAGUCGGUGGCAUUGAAUGAGGGGCUUCGCAAUGUCCCAUCUCAGACUUCUUCUUUAAACCAAACUCAAAGGUUGGGGUUCACUAAGCAGCAGCUUCAUGUCCUUAAAGCUCAAAUAAUGGCCUUUAGGCGUCUCAAGAAAGGGGAUGGCGUCCUUCCUCAGGAUAUUCUUCAAAGCAUUUCACCUCCUCCACUGAAUACACAGCCAUUACAGACAGUAUAUCCAGCAUCUGGCACCACACAAGAAAGAAACAUGGCAAAGGGUCAGGCAGAUCAUGGCAAGAACUUACUGGUUAGUGAUAAAGCACAAGUUGUGCCUCCUAAUAGAGCACAACCUGUUCUAAAGGAGGAAACUGCGGCAGGUGAGGAGAAAACAACUAUUAGCAGUCAUUCACAAGGUGCAAUAGGUAGUGGCUCUAGCCAGCCAGUGCAUGUGGGGGUGGCAAAAGAUGUGCAUAACACUGCCAUCUUUGCGAAGCCAGAUCGUGAGCAGGAUGGAGAAAGCAAUAGAGCCCCUCCUAAAAGCGAUUUUACUCCAGACAAGGGCAAGAGUUCUCACCAGCAUAAUGUUCCGUCCGACAAUGUGCAAGCUAAAAAAAUUACAGUUCCAGCCACCACACCAGCACCAAAAGAUGUCAACAUUGUCAGAAAGUACAGUGGCCCCAUUUUUGAUUCUCCAUAUUUCACCAAGAAGCAUGAUUCUUUCAGCUCAGCAACAAGUCAUGUGAACAACAUACAUGCAUUGUCAUUAGGGUAUGAUAUAAAGGAUUUGCUAUUACAGGAAAGAAGUGAGGUCGAUCACAAGAAAAGAUCCGACAAUCUAAAAAAGAUUGGCUGCUUGUUAGCUGUGAAUUUGGAUAGGAAGCGGAUAAGACCUGAUCUUAUUUUACGUCUCCAAAUUGAGGAAAAGAAACUUCGUCUAUUAGAUCUCCAGGCACGUAUAAGAGAAGAGGUUGAUCAGCAACAACAGGAGAUCAUGGCUAUGCCAGACAGACCUUAUCGAAAGUUUGUGCGUCAAUGCGAGCGUCAAAGGGUGGAGAUCAUGAAGCAAUUACAACUGUCUCAAAGGGUUGCAAGAGAAAAGCAAUUGAAAACUGUAUUCCAGUGGCGCAAAAAGCUUCUUGAAGCUCACUGGGCUAUUCGUGAUGCACGGAAUGCUCGUAACCGUGGAGUAGCUAAAUAUCAUGAGAGAAUGCUAAGAGAGUUCUCAAAGAGGAAAGAUGAGGACCGUACCAAGAGAAUGGAGGCUUUGAAAAACAAUGAUGUGGAUAGGUAUCGUGAGAUGUUGUUAGAGCAACAAACCAAUACGCCUGGAGAUGCUGCUCAGCGGUAUGCUGUUCUGUCAUCAUUCUUGUCUCAGACAGAAGAGUACCUUCAUAAGCUGGGAGGAAAAAUAAGAGCUGUCAAGUGUAACCAAGAAGUAGAAGAGGCUUCACUUGCUGCAGCUGCAGCUGCAAGGGCACAGGGUCUUUCUGAAGAAGAGGUGAAAGCAGUAGCUAACUGUGCUGGAAAAGAAGUGAUGAUCAGGAAUAGGUUCUCUGAAAUGAAUGCACGGAAGGAUAACAAGUACUACAAUCUUGCUCAUGCAGUGAAUGAAAGGAUAAUUAAGCAGCCUUCACUGUUGCGGGCUGGGACGCUGCGAGACUAUCAGCUUGUUGGGCUUCAGUGGAUGCUUUCUUUGUACAACAAUAAGCUAAAUGGCAUUUUGGCUGAUGAAAUGGGUCUUGGGAAGACGGUGCAGGUGAUGGCCUUAAUGGCUUAUUUGAUGGAGUUCAAGGGGAACUAUGGACCACAUCUCAUAAUUGUGCCAAAUGCUGUUAUGGUUAAUUGGAAGAGUGAGCUACACAAUUGGCUACCAUCAGUUUCUUGCAUAUAUUAUGUUGGCAAUAAAGAUGAACGAAUGAAAUUAUACACUCAGGAGGUUUGUGCAAUGAAGUUCAAUGCGCUUGUCACAACUUAUGAGUUCGUCAUGAAUGAUCGCUCAAAACUUUCCAAAGUUGAAUGGAAAUAUAUAAUCAUUGAUGAGGCUCAGCGCAUGAAAAACAGAAAUUCUCGCUUGGCACGUGAUCUUGAUAGGUAUCGCUGUCAGAGACGGUUGCUUUUAACAGGAACACCACUACAGAAUGAUUUAAAGGAGCUUUGGUCGCUUCUAAACUUGCUCCUGCCAGAGGUGUUCGAUAAUCGCAAAGCAUUUUAUGACUGGUUCUCUCAACCAUUUCAAAAGGAUGGACAAUCACAAACUGCAGAAGAUGACUGGUUGGAAACAGAGAAAAAAGUUAUUAUCAUUCACCGGCUUCAUCAAAUUUUGGAACCAUUUAUGCUCAGACGACGUGUUGAAGAUGUGGAAGGGUCACUUCCACCAAAGGUUCCGGUUGUUCUGAGAUGUAGAAUGUCAGCUGUUCAAAGUGCUAUCUAUGACUGGAUUAAAGCUACUGGAAGUAAAAAAGCUGACCCGCAAGAAGAGUUGACAAGAGUUUCAAGGAACCCAAAUCGUCAAAUGAGGCAAUAUGUUCCUCUUCAGAACAGAUGCAUGGAGUUGCACAAAGUAUGCAAUCAUCCAUUAUUAUGUUAUCCUUUUUUGACCUAUUAUGCCAAGGAUUACAUUGUAAGAUCAUGUGGCAAGCUGUGGAUGCUCGAUAGGAUUCUUAUAAAGCUUUACAAAACAGGGCAUCGUGUGCUUCUGUUUAGUACAAUGACAAAGCUCCUUGACAUACUAGAGGAUUAUUUGCAAUGGCGACGACUAGUUUACAGGCGAAUUGAUGGGACAACUAGCCUGGAGGAUCGAGAAUCUGCUAUUGUGGACUUCAAUAGUCCUGAUUCAGACUGCUUUAUCUUUCUUCUCAGCAUUCGUGCGGCAGGGAGAGGCUUAAAUCUUCAAUCUGCUGAUACAGUUGUCAUCUAUGACCCUGAUGCAAAUCCUAAAAAUGAAGAACAAGCUGUGGCUAGGGCUCAUCGCAUUGGUCAGAAGAGAGAAGUGCGAGUUAUAUAUAUGGAAGCAGUUGUUGAUACUAUAAGUAGUUACCAGAAGGAAGACGACUUUAGGAGUGGGGCUGCAGUGGAUCUAGAGGAUGACCUUGCUGGAAAAGAUCGCUAUAUAGGUUCAAUAGAAAGUCUUGUCCGCAAUAAUAUUCAGCAAUACAAGAUUGAUAUGGCAGAUGAGGUCAUAAAUGCAGGGCGUUUUGAUCAAAGGACUACGCAGGAAGAAAGACGCAUGACACUGGAGUUGCUACUGCGUGACGAAGAAAGAUAUCAAGAAACUGUUCAUGAUGUACCUUCACUACAGGAGGUUAAUCGUAUGAUUGCUCGAAGUGAAGAAGAAAUUGAGCUGUUUGAUCGGAUGGACGAGGAGCUAAAUUGGACGGGCGAUAUGAUAAAAUUUGAUGAAGUUCCAAAAUGGCUUCGUGCCUCUACUAGAGAGGUAAAUGCUGUUAUUGCAUCUCUUUCAAAAAAAGCAUCCAAAUAUGGCUUGAUUGGCAAUGCGGUUGCAGAAGUGGAGGAAGAUGAAUCUCGUGCUUCUCCUAAGGUUGUCAGAAGAAGAGGGCGGCCAAAGGGAUCAUCGAAUUCUAAGAAGUUGCUUGCUUAUCAACAACUUGAUGAUGGGGAAGAAAAUGAUGCAAGUUCAGAUGAUAAAAAUGGAUAUGAUGAAGAGGAAGAAACUGGAGGAUUUGAAGAUGAAGAUGUCAGCAGAGAAUUAGGUGAUCCAAUGAAUAAUAAAGACCUGUAUGAAGAGGAUCUGCAAACUGAAUAUGAUGGGGAAGAGGCCACAAGAAAUGACAGGACCUUGGAAGAAGCAGUUUCAUCUGGAUCUUCUUCUGAAAGCUGUAAAGUGACUCAGGAUAUGACUGCGACCAUUUCUUGUCAGAAAUUCGGCUCUCUUUCUGCAUUAGAUGCAAGACCUGGAUCAGUAUCCAAGUGUGUGCCUGUAGAGUUAGAAGAAGGUGAAAUUGCAGUGGAUUCCAACAUGGAUGUCCAACAAUCUGGGAGCUGGAUUCAUGACCGAGAUGAUUAUGAAGAUGAGCAGGCUUUACAGCCUAAAAUUAAGAGGAAGCGCAGCAUCCGGCUUCGGCCUCGAGGUUCUGCAGAAAAAGUUGAUGACAAAUCCUCCGGAGACAAGGCAUUUCUCCAUCAAGGAAAUUCAUCUCAAUUGACAAAUCACGCAACACAUACUUUUGAAUCACCAUUAAGGGCUGAUCUAGAGGUUGAAACCUUGAAUGAUUCCAUGUCUGGAAAGAAUGAUAUCAUUGAAUUGAGCUAUAGGCAGCGGUCACAGCUUGCCUCAAAAAGAGGUGCACAUUCUUCGAACUCGCAGUUGUCAAAGAACCCUAAAAUCAACAGUUUUACAGGAGCAGAUGACCCUGCAGAAAACUCCAAAGGAAUUUGGGAAAAGGCAUCUCAUACAAGUAGUCCUCCUUUUAUUGGCAAACAGAUGUCUGAUAUCAACCAAAGAAAGUGCAAGAAUGUAUUUGCCAAGCUACAAAGAACAAUAGACAAAGAGGGUCAUUUAUUUGCACCAAUAUUAACUGAUAUCCUGAAGAGAAGUGAAAGUUCUGUUUCUGUACGUGGUUCAGUUUAUAUGCCUGAUAUGCGAAAAAUUGAACAGCGCUUGGACAAAUCUGAGUAUGGUACUAUAAUGGAAUUUGUGGCAGACGUCCAGUUUAUGCUUAACAAUGCCAUUCAAUGUUGCGGUUAUCCACAUGAGGCAAAAUCUGAUGCGAGGAAAAUACUCGACCUCUUCUUCAGUUCCAUGAAAGCUGCUUUUCCAGACAUUGAUUUCAGAGAAGCUAGAAGCCUGGCUUCAUUCACUGGUCCAGGUGCUUCUGUUUCUCCAUCUCCCAGGCCGAUAAGCCAAGGUGCAGGCUCUUCUGCUUCUCCAUCUCCCAGACAGAUCAGUCAAGGCCCAGGAGCUUCUUCAUGUGCAUCUCCAAGAAGGGUCGGCCAAGGUAGGAUGCAGAAGCCUUUGGAUGACCUGAAUCAUGAUCAUGGUUCCAGGCUGGGACACAUGUCCCUCUCUGCUGAUGACCACAUACUAGACAGAGCACUUACAUCUAAGCUUCAUAAGGAAUCCAGGAAUGGAAGCAGCAGUAGGGAGAGGGGCAUUUCCGAUGAUGUAGACAUAUUGACUCAUCCAGGGGACCUGGUCGUCUGUAAGAAAAAGAGGAAAGACAGGGAUAAGUCGGCCAUUAAAGCCAGGAUGGUUCAAGUAGCUUCGCCACCUGAUGCAAGUCGUCCUGUCAGACUUGCGGUACAGAAGGAUGCCUCUCCUGUGUCACCCCCUCCUCCCCAGCAGGCUCGGCGGGUCCAUGGGUGGCUUCAGUCUCCAUCCCCUAGUUCUGGAAAUGGUGCUGGGAAGAGCAGUGAAUCUGGAGUUAAGGAAGCACAGUGGGCACGGCCUGUGAAGAGACUGAGAACAGAUGCUGGUAAAAGAAGACCCAGCCAUAUAUGAUUUUGUAUAUAUAAUGAAAGUGCCCCUCAACCCCCUCCUCCCUAUUGAUUAUCAAUGUAAUUUUACUGGCUCAUAGGCUUGUAGCAGUAAGUCUAAUCCAUUGUAGCAGUAGUCCCUUUUUUGUUCUUAUUGAAGCCUCUGAUGGUAGGUGGUCUCCCUAUUAUUCAUGAGAGGGCUUAGCAGGCAUAUGUGUAAAUUACAUGCAGAAUUGUUAUUAGUUUAAGGCCUAUGUAAUCGAGCUCCGAUUUCAAUCA
This is a messenger RNA of Nymphaea colorata (pocket water lily), 7488 nucleotides long. Its product is annotated as ATP-dependent helicase BRM. The record is from RefSeq and is a predicted model, not a curated record. Gene Ontology annotation, molecular function: ATP binding; DNA binding; ATP-dependent chromatin remodeler activity. Gene Ontology annotation, biological process: positive regulation of transcription by RNA polymerase II. Gene Ontology annotation, cellular component: nucleus. The transcript is spliced from 14 exons. Bases 443 to 7234 code for a protein of 2263 amino acids. NCBI's taxonomy places the organism in Eukaryota, Viridiplantae, Streptophyta, Magnoliopsida, Nymphaeales, Nymphaeaceae.